Molecule: messenger RNA, 2985 nt
Organism: Chrysemys picta bellii (western painted turtle)
Lineage: Eukaryota; Metazoa; Chordata; Testudines; Emydidae
Gene: ANKDD1A
Product: ankyrin repeat and death domain containing 1A
Biological process (GO): signal transduction
Cellular component (GO): cytoplasm
Molecular function (GO): protein binding
Source: RefSeq, a predicted model, not a curated record
GGGAAUGUCAUUUGACACCAUCUUAGCAACAAAGCCGCUGGCAGCUGCCGGGCUCCGUGCAGCAGCAGCGAGCGGCGCGGCGCGGCGGACCCGGAUCAUGCCGGGGGCUUGAGGGCUCGCCGGAGCCGGGGCGCGGAUCCCCGCCGGGCCGGGGGCAGCUGGGACCCGAGCGAGCGAUGCCGCGGCGCUGAGGAGCCCAGCGCGGGCGCUCCGGCGGCUGCAGCAUGGAGGACGGGCUGGUGUCCGAGGAGGAGAUCUUGCUUCAUUCAGAAAAAGAAUUCCACGAUGCAGCAAAGCGGAACGACAUAGCCAGGAUGCAAGAGCUCAUCAGGACAAAGGUUAACGUCAAAGCCAAAAACAAUACAGACAGGACUGCUCUGCACUGGGCCGCUGGAGCCGGGAACGAGCAAGCCGUGCGGCUGCUGCUGGAGCACGAAGUCCCGGUGGACGACAAAGACAGUUUUGGAAUGAACGCACUCCUCCUCUCUGCUUGGUUUGGCCAUCUGCGCGUUCUUCAGAUCCUCGUGAACGCCGGUGCCAAGAUCAACUGUGUCAAUAAGAAUGGCAGGAACCUGCUGCACUGCGCAGCUCAGAGAGGUCACAUCAAGGUGAUGGAGUUCAUUAUGGAGGACCUGGAGGACGUGCAUGUGGAUAAGACAGACAAGACGGACAAGACGGCGUUUCAUCUGGCUGCAGAGCACGGGAGGUUAGAAGUGGUGGAGUUCUUGAUUGGGUCAGGUUGUAGUCACAGUGUUAAAGACAAGGAAAAGAACACAGCCCUACAUUUAGCUGCUAAAAAUGGGCACCCCACGGUGCUGCAGAAGAUUGUAGAAAUUGGACUGGACCUAGAAGAAAAGAACAUGGAAGGUCUGACUGCUCUGCACUUGGCUGCGGAGGGAGGCCACUACAACUGCGUGAAACUCCUCUUGGAAGCUGGUUGUGACGUUAAUGCCCAAACCCAGAAAGCGAUGACCUGCCUUCAUUAUGCAGCUCUCCAUGGCUAUGAAGACAUGGCCAGGGUCCUUAUUGAUGCAGGAAUCUACAUAGAUGCAGUUAAUCAUCAAAAUGCAUCAGCUGUGCACAUUGCAGUGCUGCAGAACUUCCCAGCCAUCGUUAAAUUCCUCAUCGACACAGAGUGCAACCUGGACAUCCCGGAUAACAGGCAGCAGACACCACUCCAUAUCGCUGCAGAACACGGGAGACAAGACAUAGCUGAGAUGAUUCUCAUAGCAGGAGUUAACUUGAAGUUAAUUGAUAAGCAAGGAAAAACAUCCCUGGAUGUAGCUGCCCGGGGGAACCAUAUCAACUUGGCGGACAUGAUUAUCAAAGCGGAUCGGUUUUACAAAUGGGAGAAGGACAAUCUCAGCAGUGACUCCGACUCCUGGGUGGCAAAACACUUAACCUUUAAACAAGAUCACAGGCUGGAAACGCAGCACAUUCGCUCAGUGAUGUGGAGAUUAGCUACUAAAUACCUCAAACCCAACGAAUGGAAGAAGCUUGCAUACUACUGGAAAUUCACUGAUGCACAUAUCAGAGCCAUUGAGCAGCAGUGGGCAGGGAGCUGCAGUUGUGGAUUAAGACAGAGGUGCUUUGAAAUUCACACUAUGAAGGUUACGGGAAUGUCAUUGCUGAGAUAUUUUCAGACGAGAUGUACUAAAAGCUACAGGGAGCAUGGCCACAGAAUGUUGCUUAUUUGGCUUCAUGGUGUGAUCAUGGCAGGAGAAAAUCCAAUCAAAGGACUAUACGAAGGCCUGGUGGGGAUUUGUAGAAGAGACUUAGCAGAAAGCAUUAGGAAAAAGGCAAAUGAAGAAUCCACUUCUGCAAGGAAGUGUACAGCAAUGUAACAACUGAAGGGGAAAUGACUGUACGAUGCUGCCUCCGCUGACUUUUUCCUAGAACUACAGCGAUUGAACCUGAAGCAUUGAACUAUUCACCAAAAAGUGGCCAUAAAACUUAAGGGCUUCUUGUCAUGACAAGUGGCACUUCUGCUGCUUCCACUUGAGAUCAGGUAAACUACGAGACACAUCAGCACAUGCUAAUUGUAAAACAUCUUUAUCCAAGUGUGGGGUUUAUUUGCUGUUGCAGAGAUGCUGGUGAGUAUAAUACAAGCUAAGUGAAAAGUCUCAUUUGUGCUACUGUGACUACGUUUCAAUCAGGACUCUGAUAUUUUCUUACUGUAAUUUGUUUACAUCUCGUUUUUUGUAUGUAUAAUUUUUUUUAAUUGUCUUAUAAGUUACAAAGGGGAGAACCUUUCUAUUUAACAUGUAGUCAGAUGUGUUCUUUACCCAAACAUCUUCAGUUUUUGUCCAUGGCACCUGUGGUUUACUGUGGGAGGAAUGCUCAAUUGUUUAGCUGCUGGUGUCGUUACAUUUGUUGGGGGGGGGGGGGGGCGGGAGAGGGGUGUUACCUGGACUGUAUUAAAGAAGGGAUCAUAUUUUGGAUCCCAAAGCCUCGACAGUUUCCCAUUAGCUGGCAUUUGAAAGGCUACAAAUUCCAUAGUCCUGUGCAAUUGAAUGGUUGUUAUUUGCGCUUUCCAAGUCAUACUAUAGAUUUGAGCCAUCUUCACACAAAUACACAAUACAGUUUUGUUAGCAUCAAUACUUUUCCAAUUCAUUUUACCUUAUAUAGAUGAACCACCUCUACCUUUUUGUGCUCUAAAAGUGCACAACUCAAAAGCAAGAGGGAUUUGAAGGGUCAGUUCCCCUCCUUGGCGCAUAAACAUCUGUAUAUUCCCUAAAGGGGAAAAUGUCAGCAUACAGGCUAACAUGUUAUCGCCACACAGGUAGCCUAGCCUUGAGUGCCAGUACGCGGUUUACUCGAUUUCAGUACGGAAGAGGUAAUCACCUGUUAUUUAUACCAACCCUCACAAAGAGCACACUUUUCUUAAACACUCAGAAAUUUGUCAUGUGAAGUUUUGUAUUUUUUACAGUGUUUAAGGGGGAAAUCAAAUCUGUUCUCCAAUAAACUAGAAUAUUUUUCCUGUAA